Amoebophrya sp. A120 is the source of this 4428-nucleotide messenger RNA. The record is from the annotation of a GenBank genome assembly. NCBI's taxonomy places the organism in Eukaryota, Dinophyceae, Syndiniales, Amoebophryaceae.
CAAGCAGGUGCGCGGCGGGCAGGCGGUGGCGGUCGCGCCGUCGGUGCUGGGCAAGAUCGUGGCGCAGAGCCGGCUGCGCGAGCCGCGCGCACUGGACGCGCGGAAUUUCGGCGGGAAAGUCACCUCCAGCGGCCACGCGCGGGCGCAGGACGUGAAGGAGGGCAAGCGGGGCGAGAUCGAGAAGAUCCAGGUGCGUAUCCAAGAAAAAAACUGUGUUAGUGUAACUUUCUUUGGCUAACAGCAUCACAGAUUUGCUCUACAUGGUAGAGAAAACCUGUCAUGCGUGGCUGGUAAGGGAAAACACACAUGGAAAGAGGACUUUGUGCGUGUCUGGCAUGAGAGGCGUAACUCUCUGGCAUGUUCUGCAUUACAGAGUUACACUUACACAGUUUUUUUCUUGCAUAGUGCGGGUGUGGAGCCAAACGCCGGAAUGGCGCGACUUCGUCCGCACGCUAGAGUCCACGACCGUGGCGACGCGAAGACGCGCGGAGCAAUUACAGGAGUCUAGUGCAGCGCGACUACCCCCUAGCACAGAAGAUGAAGGCACAGCUUCUUCUACUACAGAUGAAGAUUCCUUGACGUCGCAAAGCGGUACCGAUGACGCUGAGCAAGCCGCCGGAGCUGGGGCCACGUCCUUCGGGCCCAGCAGUCUGACGUCCCUCGCGGACGCCGCGGUGCGGGAGCAACUGGCCAUCCAGAAGUUGAGCGACAUGGAGGGCAACGUGCCGGUCCGGGUGCCGCGCAAUCUGACGCCCACCGGCGCCGUUUUACUCGAUGCGGUGGAAAACGAAAAACCCGCGGGCACCGUCACGCUGUGGCUGGAGGGGGUGGGGGACUGCCACCACUUGCGCGGGCGGAAGGAUGUGCUGGUCGAUUUCGUCGUGCCCCGCGGCCAGUGGCGCAAGCGGCACAUCGCCAUAGACUGCGCGCCCGAGGACUGGCACCAGAAAGGUUCCUCGUCGCGCAAAGCGGAUGCGUCGAAGAAAGAGCAGCUCCUUCACAAUGAUGGUUCCAGUCGACGUGGUGCGAGUAGUACUGGUGCGACGGAGGAAGAAGAGGUACACCAGCGGUCUUCAUCCGGAUCUCUACUGGAGGGAACGCCGCGGAGUGUAGGUGAGCGAGGCGCGAACGCCGACGCUUUUGACCCUGCAGAUGAGCAUGAAAACACGGACAGCCAGGGCAAGAACCCCGAGAUGACUGAGGAGGACACGACGACCCCUAGCCAACCACCCGAGCUGACAGAUUUGGAGAAGUACGAGCAGCUGCAGGUGAGCCGGAAAAUCGCGCUGACCCUGCAGCAGUGCCGCGACGCGAUCUGCGACAACCUGCGCGCGUGCCUGAAUCCGGAGCAGCUGGAGGUGGUGCAGGGUGUCCUGUCCGAGGACUGCAGCUUCGGCAACCCCAUGCUGGUCUGGGGUCCGCCGGGGACGGGCAAGUCGUUCACGCUGCUGUGCGCGCUGUGGAAGGUGCUGAAGCACCUACCCGACGUGAAGGUGAUGGUGUGCGCGCCCUCCAACAAGGCCGCGGACCUGCUGCUGGUCGGACUGGCGAAGAAGAUCGGUCUGCAGACCAAGGACCUGAUCCGCGUCAACUCGCGCGCCCGCCAGCACUACCUGGAGACCCACUUUCCGGAGAUACCGGACAUGCUGGACCCUGCAAACCCGAGCGAGGACGAGCUCGCGCAGAAGGAGGAGUGCGUGCGGCACAUAUUCAAAAGGAAAAAGUUCGUCACGAUCACCAAUGCGCACUGUUGCAAUACAAAAUUGUCUGUCAUGCGUACUAGCCAUGCAUCACAGUCGAAUGUAGUCAUACGGGGGUUCCCUUGUGGUUGUGCAAGACAAGCAAAAGCUGUGAUGCGUAGAAGAAUUUGUGAUGCAAAUCCUGCAGCUUCUUGAGUUGACUAUGGCGAACUUUUUUCUUUCGAUAGCACAGCAUGAUGCUCCAGUACAGCACGUGCGACAGUUACGACAUCAAAAGCACGCACCGGGUCCUGGUGACCACGGCGACCGCCGCGGGAAACCUUCCCACGUUCUUCGACUCGGCGGCAAAAAAGGCCAUCAACCCGGUGGUGUUCGUGCCCGACCUGGUCAUCGUGGACGAGGCCGGGCAGUGCACGGAGCCCGACGCCUACGUGCCGCUGGCGCUGAACCCCCGCCGGGCCCGGGUGGUGCUGUGCGGGGACCACAAGCAGCUGCGGCCGACGGUGCUGGAGCAUAUCCAGCGCAAAUAUGUCUGGGUCUGGAAAAGUGCAAGGUUUGUCAUGCUAGGCUAGCAAGACCCUUAAGUCUGUCAUGCACGUUACCCAAAAGCCUUAUUUUUCUGUGAUGCAGAAGCGCAGGUUGUCACGCAGAAUGGGCAACACUUAGAAGCUCAGAAGCUUGUCAUGCUGAGCUAUCAUCUGUGGCCUCUACGACAUACUUACUACGUCACUCAGCAUUACAAGUUUCCAGACCCAGACAUAUUUGCAUUUGAUAGAGCAGCAGGCCGAGCAGCUGCAGCUGAACAUCAGCAUGCUGGAGCGCCUGGCCUCCGAGCGUAUCCGCGCGGAACAUCGCCGCCGGGAACUGCUGCGGCUGAACGCGAGUGUUUCAUCUGCAGCUCGCGGUGGCCCCCCGGCGCAGGUGAACGAAAAGAUCUACUUCCUGACGAAGACCUUCCGGUCGCACCCGGACUUGACCCGGCUGUGGAACGUGUUUUACGGCAAUCUGCUGAAACCCAUGUCCGACCGAGAGAAGACCGUCGUGCGGUUUCGCGCCACCGGCCAGCCCGCACUAUUCCAUGACCUGGGCGGGGAGGAGCAGAGCCAUAAGGAGGAAAAAGUACAGCAGAGCUACAUCAACCAGCUGGAGGCGCACCUGGUUUGCGAGUACAUCGUACGCAGAGGGAGUUCUUUGGGGGUUCGUGAUUGCAGUGACUGUCAUUUUUGCCGCUACUUCUGGUUUGCCGCUUCUGGUUUGCGCUUUUUGUUCUGGAAUACAUAGAUAAGGUAAUUCGACUUGACCCUGUGGAGCAAAACUUUUACAAGGAACGAGGAAAAUUUUCCUGUGCAUGACGUAAGAAGGCCGGCGAAGCGAUGGCACGAUGAACUGCAUUCUACAAAUCCAAAUUUUUGGUUUCAUACGUUCUCCACGAGGUAACGCAGCAUGUCCGCACCAAGGACAUUGGUUAUCAAAAGGAAAAAUCCCCCCUCCCCAUAUCGAAAACGUAUCCGUCUGAAAAUUUGUGAUGCGCAUUUGUGACCUCAAAUCCUGUCUGUCUUGCAAGAAGGCAAGUCCAGAAAGCGUUUCGCAUUUUUCAGGCGGUUUGUGAUGCUGUUUGGCUCAGAGCAUGCACGUUUGUCAUGCUAGGCGCCUACGUCAAAACCUCUCGGCUGAGGCUUGCCAUAUGCCUGCAUUCCUCCACUGCAAGACAAAGCUGAUUUGUGUAUGGAAAUCCAGCAUCAGACACUUCGUUUCGAUAUGGGGAGGGGGCAUUUUUCCUCAUGAUAUUGGUGUGAUCACGUUCUACGACGCUCAUAUCGUAUGAAAAACGCCCGGCUUCACUGUGACGAAAAUUUUGCACCACGGCGGUCCAUGUGACGAGUCCGGCAUAAGUACGUGUAAAAAUAUGCGACGCGAGCUCUUUGCUGGAGCAGAAUAAGCAUGAAACAUGAAGUGUGAGUGUCCUUUUUUGCACCAUAAUCGGCGAAGCAGACUAAAAAGCAGUCUUUGACUCAUUCGAAAUUUCCGUUUUUGAAUCCCCUGCUUUUGAACCUACUUAAUUGCACACGGUGAAGCAGUUUUUUCCAAUUUUUCUUCCAUACCGUAGGUGAAGUGGAUCCAGCAGAAGUUGAUGAACCUCUCCGAGAGCGGGGAGGUGUACCUCGGCGACAUUGAAGUGGGUACCGCAGAGUACUUUCAGGGCAGCGAGAAGCGCGUGAUCAUCAUCUCUUGCGUGCGCACGGCGGCCAUCGGGUUUCUCCGGGACGAAAAGCGGUUGAACGUGGCGCUGAGCCGCGCGCAGGACGGCAUGGUGGUAAUUGGCGCGUUUUCCAACCUGCUGGCCGAAGACCCGCACUGGAAUUCCGUCCUCACCGUCGCAAAAAACAUGGGCUGCCUCGUCAGCGGAACGGAGUGAGGACGAGGAAGAAAGGGUGGCUGUUUCUUGAUGUUACUGGCUGCACAGUAGUAUCAGUCGAUGUUUGUCAUUGUCUCUGACAUCGGGGGGCUCCUCUUUUAUAUUUAUUUUUCACCUUCGUGGCCCAUCUUCAGGGAAGUAGAGAAAAAAAAUUUUACACACGACAUCUCCACAUUUGGGAAGAACAACUUGGCCCCAAAUGUACGUAGUUACCAUGUCGUGUUUGUUAAGAAGUACUUGUGUUCAUCUUUGGUCCACUUGUGCCCGCUUCUUUCCGAAACUCGCGUAGUCUCGCACAGACUCAUACGAAAC